This is a messenger RNA of Rhinichthys klamathensis goyatoka, 836 nucleotides long. RefSeq names its product inner mitochondrial membrane peptidase subunit 1 (gene immp1l). The transcript is spliced from 5 exons. The record is from RefSeq and is a predicted model, not a curated record. Bases 46 to 528 code for a protein of 160 amino acids. Gene Ontology annotation, molecular function: serine-type endopeptidase activity. Gene Ontology annotation, cellular component: mitochondrial inner membrane peptidase complex; membrane. Lineage: Eukaryota; Metazoa; Chordata; Actinopteri; Cypriniformes; Leuciscidae.
UGACGCAAUGGAGUUCAAGGUUGACUGCAGCUGCGUAGUGAACAUAUGAUCAAGGAAUACAAACAGCACGCUGUCAAUGGGCACGAACCAGCAUUUGUGAGGAGUGGCAGGAUGUUUCGUGGUUUCUUUGUGAAGACAGUUAGCUUUGUUGGUUACACCGUCCAGUAUGGCUGCAUCGCUCACUGUGCCUUUGAGUAUAUUGGUGAAUUUGUGUCGUGUUCAGGACCGUCCAUGGAACCCACCAUCACUAACCACAAUGUGGUUUUCUCAGAACGAGUAAGCCGUCACCUCUGUCGAAUACAAAAAGGGGAUAUUGUAAUAGCCAAAAGUCCUUUUGAUCCGAAGAUGAACAUCUGUAAAAGAGUGAUCGGACUGGAGGGGGACAAAGUCUGCACCAGUGGACCAUCUGAUAUCUUUAAAACACACACUUACGGUUGUCAACAUUUGUGUCUGGUCACAGUAUGGUGUGAAGUCUCGCAUGCUUGGCUGACAGAUAGGACAAAAGCUUCGCUUCUGAACAGCAGAUGACGACAGGCUGAGAUUUCUUGUGGAUGGGAUCAAACAUAUGUUUUCAUGCUAAUGAGAGUCGACUGCAAGACGAAUACACGCUGACAUAUGUUUAUAAUCACGGUUCUUUUCGCAUUUGUCAAUGAUGAGUUUGUUACCAAUACAGAAGGUCAGCAAAUCGUUUUGUAAGUCAUGUUUGUUUUUGUUUUUCACACGUUGAAGCAUGAAACGGCUUUGUUAGAUAUCUGGCGUGACCGUAAGUACGCUUUCUUAACAGUUGAGCACAUAAAAUCCUACUGUGUGGAAAUCUUCAUAUGAUUAUAUGGGGG